UGGGGGCAGCAUGGAGGGUGCGGUGUCGGACGUGGCUGUGUGUAACCUGGCGUUCGCGGGGCGCCUCGAGGAGUUGCGGGCGCUGCUGCUCCGCGACAGGGCCCAGGCCACGCGGGCUGAUCAGGAUCACCGCACCGCACUGCACUGGGCCUGCUCGGCGGGACACACGGACGUCGCAGACCUCCUCCUCGGGCUUGGCGUGCCUGUGAACGAUAAGGACGAUGCUGGUUGGACUCCCUUGCACAUUUCUGCUUCAGCAGGCCGUGAUGAAAUUGUGAAAGCCCUUAUUGCUAAGGGUGCUCAUGUAAAUGCUGUCAAUCAGAAUGGCUGCACGCCCCUGCAUUAUGCAGCCUCCAAAAAUAAGCAGGAGAUUGCAAUCAUGCUUUUGGAGAAUGGAGCAGAUCCGGAUGCAACGGAUCAUUUUGAGUCCACCCCGUUACACAGAGCAGCAGCCAAAGGAAACCUAAAAAUGGUACAGAUCCUUGUGCAGCACAAUGCAACUGUGGAUAUGCGGGACUCUGAAGGAAAUACUCCUCUUCAUUUAGCCUGUGAUGAAGAGAGAGUGGAGGAGGCAAAGCUGCUGGUGUCUCAUGGUGCAAGUAUUCACAUUGAAAAUAAAGAAGAGCUGACCCCACUGAAAGUGGCAAAGGGUGGCCUGGGAGCCAUCCUUAAAAAAAUGGUGGAAGGCUAGAGAGGGGCUUCCCACUUGAGUCUCUCCUGUUGUACUUCUACUUAAGACUGCGAACUUCAUAUUUUGAUAGUUCAACUAGGAUGUUAUGUGUAGUAUCAGCAUGGUAACAAAAUGUUUUUAUUGAAGCUGUCCUUCAAGUGCAGUGCCAAAACAAUUCUUUGUACUUCCUGUUAAUUAAAUAGUUCACUGAAUUUAAAGUAUUUUUCAAUAUCUCGCAGUUUUCUUUCAUAAGUGUGAUGUGUAUAAAUGUGGUAUUCCUUCUACUUCAGAUCCCAGUUUAGAAUUAUUUCUUUCAAGAAAAGGACCAAAAAUGUUCUAACCAUGUAAAGCCAAUUUUUGUUUUAUUCUAGAGUCUUUGUUUUUUGUCUUAGCCUUUGUGAUUUCUGUGUGUGGUUUUGUGGGUACAAAAACCCCACAAAAUUGCCUUUCUCCAGAUGAUACUAAGCUACACUGUAUUUCUCUUUGUAGAAUGCAGUUUGUUCAUUUACUUAGAUAACUGUAUCGAUUUUUGCUACUCUUGAUGUAUUAAGUGAAAUGUGAGUGUUUAAAGCUUUUCUGUUGUUACUGUUGUUAUCCUGUUUUUCUCUGAGUCUUUAAAUACAUGUAUUUGAUGACGUGCACUGGACACAGGCACUUGCAGACUUUCAGGGUUACCUCUGCAAAUACACUGUGUUAUAAUGGAUGGCUCUGGAUACUCCUCUGGGAUGUACUUCGACUUUAAUAUUUUUCUUCUUGCUCCUUUUGUAGGUUUCUCCUUCUGUUCUCUUUGACUCUCAUAUGCAGCACUGACACUUGCAGUUUACCAUCUUAUUUUAUAACAGAAGCCUGGUUUAACCUUUAUUUACUUUAAUUAUUUGUAAGUUAUUGCAAGGCAGAGUCUCAAAAGUGCUUCUGUCCUGAUGUUGAUAAGAUUAUUUUUGACACCAGUGGAUAGAUUUCCCCUUGAACAAAAGACAAAAUUUGUAAUAGACAGGUAGAAGAAUUAUAAAAGAAAGGCCUCAUAAAAUCAGGCCUUGCUCUGCUAAAUUAAUAGCUGGCUUUUUGCUUCUUCUAAAGUGCAGCUAAGUGGUUUGCAAGUUCCCGUGUGAAAACAGUCUUGGGAAUGAGAGUUUGUUAACACAACAAACUAUUCCUGGGUGAAAAACAACUGCACCUGGGUAAGCAAUGGAUUUGUCCCAUGAGAAUCAGUGAAGAAAUAUGUAAACAAUUCAAGAAUAGGGAGAUUUUAUGGACAAGUAAAAUAUCUUUUACUAACCAAUAGAGUGAUUGGCAGGAAAGCUAUUAACCAAUUAUAGUUGCACACAAGGUCUGUAAAACCUGUAUAAAGUGAGUUGUGUGAAUAAAGAAUUGGCUUUUCCUGCAUGAAGAAAAUGGAGUCUUGGCUGAAUUAUUACAACAGAAAUUCUGUGAAAUAAAGAACUUUCCUAAACAACA
Sturnus vulgaris (Common starling) is the source of this 2125-nucleotide messenger RNA. RefSeq names its product proteasome 26S subunit, non-ATPase 10 (gene PSMD10). Gene Ontology annotation, molecular function: protein binding. The record is from RefSeq and is a predicted model, not a curated record. NCBI's taxonomy places the organism in Eukaryota, Metazoa, Chordata, Aves, Passeriformes, Sturnidae.